Molecule: messenger RNA, 906 nt
Organism: Myotis lucifugus (little brown bat)
Lineage: Eukaryota; Metazoa; Chordata; Mammalia; Chiroptera; Vespertilionidae
Gene: NTN5
Product: netrin 5
Exons: 5
Molecular function (GO): protein binding
Source: RefSeq, a predicted model, not a curated record
AUGGGCCCCAUCUCGCUCCCAGCCUGUUCCUGCAACCAGCACGCCCGCCGCUGCAGGUUCAACUCGGAGCUGUUCCGGCUGUCGGGGGGCCGGAGUGGCGGUGUCUGCGAGCGAUGCCGCCACCACACGGCCGGGCGGCACUGCCACUACUGCCAGCCAGGGUUCUGGAGGGACCCCGGGCAGCCUAUCACCAGCCGUAAGGCCUGCAGGGCCUGCCAGUGCCACCCCAUUGGGGCGACGGGCGGCACCUGCAACCAGACCAGCGGGCAAUGUUCCUGCAAGAUAGGGGUCACGGGCCUGACGUGCAGCCGCUGUGGCCCUGGCUACCAGCAGAGCCGCUCCCCCCGGAUGCCCUGCCAGCGAAUCCCAGAGGCAACAACCACCCUGGCGACGACCUCUAGUGCUUACGGCUCCGACCCUCAGUGUCACAACUACUGCAAUGUCUCGGGCACCAGGGUACACAUGAGCCUGCGGAGGUUCUGCCAACAGGACUACGUUCUCCACGCGCAGGUGCUGGCGGCGGAGGCGGAGGUGGAGGCAGCGGCGGGCCAGGCCUGGCAGCGGCUGGCCCUGCACGUGCUGGCCGUGUACAAGCAGCGAGCACGGCAGCCCGUGCGCCGCGGCGGCCAGGAGGCCUGGGUGCCCGGCGCCGACCUGGCCUGCGGCUGCCUCCGCCUGCAGCCCGGCUCCCACUACCUGGUGCUGGGCAGCGCGGCGGGCGGCCCCGACCCCGCGCGCCUGGUCCUCGACCGCCACGGCCUCGCGCUUCCCUGGAGGCCGCGCUGGGCCGGGCCGCUGCGGCGGCUGCAGCGGGAGGAGCGAGCAGGCGGCUGCCGCGCCCUGCAGCCUCCAGCCCCGGCCUAGCGCCCCGAGCGCGAUGGCCUCGAAAGCCAACGGGUGCGCUAG